UAAAGAUGGCGGAAGCUGCAGCUCAAACCGUGUUGGACAAGAUCAGCCAGGGGCAUCUGGAAUGUCCGAUCUGUUGCUGUCGAUUCAAGGAUCCUAAGAUGUUGGACUGUCUGCACAGCUUCUGCCUGAAGUGUCUGGAAGAGAUGAUGAACAAGCAGAAGUCAGAGACAGAGAGGAUAACAUGUCCAGUCUGCAGGAGAGAGACGCACGUUCCUGGUGAAGGAUUGCACAGUCUUUCUUCCAGCUUCUUUUUGAUUUCUCUUGUCGAUGAAAUAAACAAGCAAGAGAAGUUAUUAGGGACGUCAUUAACUACUAGUGCUACUUGUGAAUCGUGUGAUGAAGGACAUGAGGCUGUAUCAAGAUGUUUUGACUGCAAGGUGAACAUCUGUAAGAAAUGCCAAGAGGCACACCAGUUUCUGAAAUAUACCAAAGACCAUCGCAUCAUUCCUGCAGAGGAAUUGGACAAAUCGAGGGUUUUACCUGCAGAUCUUAACAAGUCUGUCGCACCAAAAUGUAGAAAGCACAUUGAACAUUCAUUAUGCUUUUACUGUGAGAGCUGUGAUAUUUUGAUUUGCUCAAUGUGUGCUGCAACAGAACACCGGACAGCCGAUCACAAGUACACUGCAAUCUAUGACGCCAUCGGAUCAUUCCGGGAGAGUGUCGACGACAUUUUUCAAAAGUUCGAUAAAAGCAAAGAGCAAUUUGCAUCAAACGAAGACUCGAUCACACAUGCACGAAAAAGAUUACAAAAGAAUCUUGCUCAGGCUCGUCUAGAUAUUUCUACAAAGGCGGAAGCAGAGAUCGCUAAAAUCAGAAACAAAGCAAAGCGUCUCACCGAAAAGGUCGACGAAAUCGGUCAGGAGAGAGACAGUGAGUACGAUAAGGCGCUCAUGCACAACCGUGACCAGAUGGAACGCGCAGAUCAGAUCGUCACGGCAGUAAGUGACUUGAUGAGACAAGCCGAUAAUUUCGAGCUUUUGGAGCUCAGGCCGAAGGUGAUGCACAACUUAGAAUUCCAGGAGGAGCUCAAGUGCGAACCGGCAAAGGUGUAUAUGGCAUUUAUCGGGUUCAAAUGUCAAGAUGUCGUCAGUGACACAGAUCUGGGGGAAAUAUUGCUCAAAGAGAAAUGGCAGUUGAAGGAAGAGUUCGGCAAAGAAGGCACCUGUGACGGGGAAUUCCAGUUCGCCGCGGAUGUUGCAUGUUUCAGCAAUGGGGAUAUUGUUGUAACAGACACAACGCAGAACCGACUUUCGAUGUUUACCUCCACUGGGUUGUAUAAAACAUCGGUUGCUAAUGGAGGAGCUGAUUGUCAUGAGUUGGAAGCUCCUUUUCGCAUUGCAGUGACCCAAAAUGAUCUGCUUUUCGUCACGGACAAACAGAAAGUGAAAGUUUUUGACAGAGAGCUACAGUUUGUUCGUGAGUUUACACCUUCGGCUGACAAUGCAGAGGGGCUACCAGAGAGUAACCUCGGUGGUAUUGCUGUGGACAAGCAACGGGUAGCAGUGGCUGACUGUGGGAGAAAGGUCAUCAGUGUACACAACUUGGACGGCUCGUUGAUUGCAAACACAUACAACAACAUGGCUGAUCAUUUCAUAGCACUUAGCAACAAAGAGCGACUGAUCUUGACAAACUACGAAAAGAAUAGGUUGUUGUGCGUUGACUUUAAGGGCAAUGAAGUGUUCAAUGUAAUGACAUUACUGAAUGGACAACCAGCAAAACCGUCUGGUAUCUUGUGCGAUGAUGAUGGGAGCAUCUAUGUCGCCCCUCACUCUUUUCGUGAAUCUUUCAAGACUGAAGUGCAACAUUACGACUCGAAUGGCGCAUUUAUAGCAAUAGUUGCUCAAGGGUUGUACAAUCCUAUAGGAAUGGCAUUCACCCCCGCUGGUGACGUCGUUGUCGCAGACAAACACUCCGUCAAAAUCUUUAAGCGGAUGUAAUCUGCUUCACAGACAUCAAUGCCCCUCUGGUAGCCAAAUGCAUUUCCUGAAAUCCAUAAACCGUCACAACAUGUCUGAUACAAUUGUGCAAAACAAAUUACUUCGCAGGAGUGAUACAAAAAAAAAAAAAAAAAAAAAAAAAAAAAA
Patiria miniata (bat star) is the source of this 2084-nucleotide messenger RNA. Its product is annotated as E3 ubiquitin-protein ligase TRIM71-like. The record is from RefSeq and is a predicted model, not a curated record. Gene Ontology annotation, molecular function: ubiquitin-protein transferase activity; protein binding; zinc ion binding. Gene Ontology annotation, biological process: positive regulation of DNA-templated transcription. The transcript has a single exon. Gene Ontology annotation, cellular component: chromatin; nucleoplasm. NCBI's taxonomy places the organism in Eukaryota, Metazoa, Echinodermata, Asteroidea, Valvatida, Asterinidae. The coding region runs from base 6 to 1937 and encodes 643 amino acids.